CUAUAUCUUAAUUUUCCCCUACUUUUGGUUCUCCUUUGGCUUUUCAUUCCCCCGGCUUAUUUUUUCACACUUCUUACAACAUGGGUACCGAACACAGGGACGCCGUCGCCAAUACAUUGCAUGGUAGCGACCUUUCCACCAACCCUGACGAAACAUUGAAUACCAAGCCGCAUACAGGUACAACGACUCCAGUCCAUCUCGAUGACCGUACAUCCGUUAAUGCUUUUAAUCCGCACGAAACGCAAACCUACCCCGACUCCUCCCCUCUCGAACGUACCAUGUCGGAGGACCUUGCGAGAGCGAUACUGUGUGAAGCAAGGGUAUCUAGAAACUCCAUCUCGGUAAGAGACACAACCAGCGACGAAGGAGUUGAUGCUCAGACCCUUAAAUGGGAUUCUCCAGACGAUCCACAGGACCCUAUGAACUGGCCCUCCUGGAAGAAAUGGUUGUCCACCAUGACGGUUGCCUUUAUUUGUUUGUGUGUCACCUUCGGUUCCUCGUUAUAUGUUGGUGGGAUAUAUGACAUCGAAGCCAAGAUGAAGGUCUCACAGGAGCUAGGACUUACAGGCUUGACCUUGUACUUGGUGGGCCUUGCUUUCGGUCCGGCUAUUGCUGCUCCGUUAUCCGAAAUUUUUGGUAGAAAAAUUGUCUACUCCGUUUCCCUUCCCGUCUCUAUGCUUUUCAUCGUGGGGAUUGCUUUAUCCAAGAACAUUGAAUCCAUUUUGAUCUUGCGUUUCUUUACUGGAUUUUUUGCUUCCCCAGCGAUGGCUAUUGCUGCCGGUUCUAUCUCUGAUGUAUUCCCUCCAGAAAAGAUGGGCACUGCCAUGUGCUUUUUCUGUCUUGCCCCCUUCUGUGGCCCGGUCCUUGGUCCGGUUGUUGGUAACUUUGUGGGCGAACACAAGAGCUGGAACUGGACAAUGUGGGUGAACUUAAUGGCCUUUGGUAUCUUGCUUCCAUUCGUUAUCAUCUUACCAGAAACCUACAGGCCAAUCCUUUUGAAGAAGAGAGCGCUUAAGCGUGGUAUUACUUUGAAGAAGCCAGAGAUGAGCAAUGCUCAGUUCCUCAAGUUUAUGUUCAAAAUCACCAUGGUCAGACCAUUGCUCAUGUUGUUCACUGACCCCAUCAUUCUUUCAUUGUCCGUUUACUUGUCUUUUGUUUUUGCCGUGUUGUUUGGUUUCUUUGAGGCCUUCCCAAUCAUCUUUAGAGGUGUCUACCGGAUGGAGCUCGGGGUUUCUGGCUUGCCUUUCCUCGGUGUCGGUAUCGGUAUUCUUUUCGGUGCGGUUGUCUUCUUGUGCUACGACAGAUAUGUCUUCUUCCCACACAACGCCGAUGGUACCGUUGGCAGAAGAGAUGCUAACGGUAACAUUGACUUCGGUACCCCAGAGGAUAAAUUGAUCAUCUGCAAGAUUGGGGCCAUCAGUUUGCCUAUUUCCUUGUUCUGGUUGGCGUGGACUUCCAGAAAGUCCGUGCACUGGAUGGUUCCUCUAGCGGCCGGUGUUCCUUUCGGGUUUGGGUUAAUCAUGAUCUUCUUUUCUGUCAUUGUUUACCUCAGCAUGUGCUUCCCCCCAUUGUCCGUGGCCUCUGCUAUGGCAGCUAACAACUUUCUUAGAUACCUCUUGGCAUCGGUGUUCCCAUUGUUUACCAUUCAAAUGUACACAAAUUUGGGUAUUGGCUGGGCUACUUCCACCUUUGGCUUUAUUUCCCUUGCUAUGGUUCCUGUGCCAUGGGUUUUGACCAAAUAUGGCCUGUCGUUGAGAAACAGUUCUAAGUUUGGUUAUGCCGCUGCCGCCAGAGAAGCUGCUCUCAAGGCCGAGGCUGGGAAGGAUAUCAGCCCAACCGAUUCUUCCGAAACUGUUCGUGAAGAACAGAGCCAACAUGGGAAUGACGAACACAAGUCUCUCCACCCUUCUCAAGAUGUUUACUAUCAGGUGUAGAUAUCUUCCAUGCAUUCCUCUUCAUCGCAUUUCACCUUCUCUUAAUUUUAUUUUUUUCCGUGACUUAAUUUUCUUACGUCCAUCUACGACACGGAUUUGACCGAUUUAGUAGAGAAUAAUUCAAG
This is a messenger RNA of Babjeviella inositovora NRRL Y-12698, 2059 nucleotides long. RefSeq names its product Tpo4p (gene TPO4). The record is from RefSeq and is a predicted model, not a curated record. NCBI's taxonomy places the organism in Eukaryota, Fungi, Ascomycota, Pichiomycetes, Serinales. The transcript has a single exon. The coding region runs from base 81 to 1934 and encodes 617 amino acids. Gene Ontology annotation, biological process: spermidine transport; transmembrane transport; spermine transport. Gene Ontology annotation, molecular function: spermine transmembrane transporter activity; spermidine transmembrane transporter activity. Gene Ontology annotation, cellular component: membrane.